CCACCGCUUCUUCCUGGUGCUUUGGUGAUUCUUAUCAAAUUUUCCGACUCUUCUAACACAGUCAUCCUGACUCCUUAUUGCCAGCAUAUUUUUGCAACUGCUUCUUCACCAAGGUAGCUCGGCAUCCGGCGUGAAUUUCGGAGUCUCACCUUUUUUUUUUCCCUCCCCUCUCCACCCUUCCCUGCGUGGUCGCGUUUCUGUCCGUUGAUUAUUCGGCGCAUUCAAUAUGGCGACAGUUGCAGCAGGCUCUCCCCUAGCGGAGGCCUUGAGCAAUGCUAUUCAACCAAAACUUGUCGAGAUGGGGUGGAGCUCUGAUACUGGUGAUUCUGCGUUGACCGACUAUGUUAUUUUGAUGCUGGCCAACGGCAAGACGCAGGACCAGAUCGCGAGUGACUUGUCGAACGACCUGCUUGGACUCGGCGAAGGCGACACACAAGCUCUCGAUUUCUCUAGUUGGCUCUUCGAACAGAUCCAACUUCUCAACCAGCAGAUUAAUGGCCAGAGCGGCGCACCGACAUCGAAUGAGAAUGGAAUGAUGCAGGCUAUUCCCUCCUUUACCGACCACGAGACGGCAAUUCCUCCACAGGCGGACUUCGGAGGUGCUCCCCAGACUGGUGAUAUGAAAAUGGAUGAUGCAGGAUUCGCGGCGGAUGGAGUACCGACUGGACCGAAAUCUAUGCGCAGCGUUCGAGGCGGCCGGGGUAGAAUGCUCAACCACAUAAACAGGGCCAUGGAACGUGGGGAUAACAACCUGCAUCGGAUCCGUGAUCAAACGGGUGGUGGACGAAUCAACUCUCAUGGUCGAGGUCCCAGAGGGCGUUUCCAGAACAGCGGCGGAAGACCGCAGGGCGGUCGGCAAAUGGGUGGCAUGGGCAUGGGCAACAACCCAAUGGGUGCAGGGGCAGGUAACUUGAUGAAUAUGACUCAAAACGAUCAGAUGCAUUUGAUGUCCCUCCUUGAAGAACAAGCAAGGAUGAUGGCACAGUUUAUGCCUGGCUUUGUUUCCCCCGCUAUCAACCCGGCCUUCCAACAAAACGGCGGCCCCCAAAGGUCGUUGUUCGACCGCGUCGAACGCCACAAGGGUGCGCGAAGUCAAGGAAGUUUUGGUAAUCGAUCACAACAACCAGAGGCGAAGAAUGUCGAUACCGAUAUGGAUACUGGUCCCGACCAGAUGGCCCAGGAUGGCCAGGACGAGAACAAUACCAACAACAUUUGCCACUUUAACCUGCGAUGCACGAAGAAAGAUUGCCCAUUUGCGCACCAGUCUCCCGCCGCCCCCGAAGGGACUCCGAUCGAUGUUGCCGAUCCAUGCUCCUACGGUGCGGCAUGCAAGAACCGAAAAUGCACCGGUCGACAUCCUUCACCAGCCGUCAAAACAGCCCACCAGGCAGAAGAGCUCUGCCGAUUUUUCCCUCACUGCACGAACCCUCAUUGUCACUUUAAACACCCCGCUAUGCCGCUAUGCCGAAAUGGAGGCGAUUGCUCGACCGACGGCUGCAAGUUUACCCACCUCCAGACUGCUUGCAAAUUCAACCCAUGCCUCAACCCUAGCUGUCCCUACAAACACGCUGAAGGGCAAAAGGGUGCCUUUUCAGAUAAAGUCUGGACUGCCGACUCCCAAGGAGAAAAAUCUCAUGUUAGCGACAGAAAGUUUGUCACAGAUGAAGACGGCGCAGAGGAACUGAUCAAACCUGGGGAGGAACCCGCAGAUAACCACGAGAUUAUCACAUAAUCCACCGUACUCCUCUGCACGACUGACCUCUCCGGGCCUCUUCCUUCUAGCUUGAUUACAUGUAUUAUUUGAUCUAUGUGGUGUGAUUGAUUGUCAACUGGGGAAUGGGCGUUUAUUUGCUUCAUUAAUAUUGUUGAUAUCACUGGGAAUGGGCAGAUGGGAGGAUCAUUUAGGUGUAAAUAGAAUCUGGAUAUCAAGUCACAAAAAAAAUUCAUUUG
Messenger RNA from Aspergillus ochraceoroseus IBT 24754, 1950 nucleotides. Its product is annotated as mRNA-binding protein NAB2. Gene Ontology annotation, biological process: regulation of mRNA stability. Gene Ontology annotation, cellular component: cytoplasm; nucleus. The transcript is spliced from 2 exons. NCBI's taxonomy places the organism in Eukaryota, Fungi, Ascomycota, Eurotiomycetes, Eurotiales, Aspergillaceae. The coding region runs from base 227 to 1732 and encodes 501 amino acids. Gene Ontology annotation, molecular function: poly(A) binding. The record is from RefSeq and is a predicted model, not a curated record.